ACUUCGGCUACUUAUAUAACAUUUUACAGCCUAGCCGCCCACACAUUCUGGCAUAGAAUUCCGACUUCGGUGGUCGGAACGCAUCCAUUCCAACACGCCGGAGAAUCUCCUCAUGCUAUAAAAGCUCGGCCGGGGCGGAGGAAGGAUGGUAAAGGGCCGGAAACUGGGGCCCAAUCAUCAACGUCUACUGGGGAGUUUAGGAUAUGGUGCUGGGGAAGACAACGGAAAGGAUGCGCCGGAACUAGGUGAAGAAGAUGUAUGGUCGAUGGUCGACGAUAUGGUGGAUCGGGAUGAUCACACGAGGAAUGUUGCGGCCACGGAGUGGGGCUCCCUCGGGGCAGAGAAUAACGGAGACCGUGGUAUUCGACCUCAGCGGUGGAUGGGCAGGGAAGAUCGCGACGACCACGUUGGAGGGCUAUCGCUGGCGUUUAACGACGGCAGAAGUAGGACAAGCCCAUCGCCAAGGAUCGUGCACCAAUUCCGAUCCCAAGAAAACAUGGCAUCCCAGCGUCAUAACAUGGCUGCGUCGGCACCAGUGAACGUUCCUGAUUGGCCGAGGAUCUUCCGCGUGGACUCGGUGGAAUCGAUGCACGACUCCGAUGAUGGGAUAGAAGAUCAUGACGGGGAGAGGAUACCGCCACACGAAUAUUUGGCACGGGAGUAUGCACGGACACGGAAGAUGACGCCCACUUCGGUUUUUGAGGGAGCGGGUCGAACCCUCAAGGGACGGGAUAUGAGCCGGGUUCGGGAUGCAGUGUGGAGUCAGACCGGUUUCGACGGUUGAGUUGUACAAGUGCUUAAGUUAAAGCCCGUCGUCUGCCUCUGCCAGUUAAAUUUGUGCCUAAUACUAUGUUUUCUAUCAGAAAUUGUUUUCGGUUUGGUUGUUGACUUUUUGUCGGGCGAUGAUUCGGACGGACGGACGAGUGAACUCACUGUAAAGUAGUUGCUCCACGAACAAGCGAUUGAGCCCAAGCAAAAUGUCAAAUGGUGGCCCGAUGGGUCUGUGGUUCACGACAUUCUCUUCCAUUUUCCCUGCCUACUUCCUCUCAUCUGUACCUUAGCCUCUUAGGGUUGGAAACUGUAUUUAAUCAAUAUUUGUUAAUAUGGUAUUAAUUAGCAAGGACGUAGGAUUCCUCUUGUA
This is a messenger RNA of Nelumbo nucifera (sacred lotus), 1141 nucleotides long. Lineage: Eukaryota; Viridiplantae; Streptophyta; Magnoliopsida; Proteales; Nelumbonaceae. The record is from RefSeq and is a predicted model, not a curated record.